Messenger RNA from Pelobates fuscus (common spadefoot toad), 3299 nucleotides. RefSeq names its product zinc finger RANBP2-type containing 1 (gene ZRANB1). Gene Ontology annotation, biological process: positive regulation of Wnt signaling pathway; protein K33-linked deubiquitination; protein deubiquitination involved in ubiquitin-dependent protein catabolic process. Bases 195 to 2300 code for a protein of 701 amino acids. The transcript is spliced from 10 exons. Gene Ontology annotation, cellular component: cytoplasm; nucleus. Lineage: Eukaryota; Metazoa; Chordata; Amphibia; Anura; Pelobatidae. The record is from RefSeq and is a predicted model, not a curated record. Gene Ontology annotation, molecular function: K63-linked polyubiquitin modification-dependent protein binding; cysteine-type deubiquitinase activity.
CUCCGGAGCCGCCAUUACAGGAAGGAACUGGAGCGGCCGAGCUGGAGAACCCCGGAGCGGGCCAGAGCGGGAGGGACCGGACGAGCGUCACCGAGGAGUCCGGUCCCGGGGGAGAUGAGCAAGGGGAGGAGGCUGGCCACGGGAUAAAGCCAGAAUCCUGACAGAUAAAGUUGGACGUCACUGGGAGGGCCACAAUGACUGAGCAUGGCAUAAAAUGGGCUUGCGAAUAUUGUACCUAUGAGAAUUGGCCAUCUGCUAUCAAGUGCACCAUGUGUCGCGCCCAAAGACCCAGUGGCGCUAUAAUCACUGAAGAACCAUUUAAAAGCAGCACCCCUGAUGUGGGUACUAUAGAAAGGGGAGGUGGAAGUCCGUUAAUUUGCCCAGAUUCAAGCGCCAGACCACGUGUAAAGUCUUCAUAUAGCGUGGAAGGAGGCACAAAGUGGUCAUGCCACAUGUGCACGUAUCUGAACUGGCCACGAGCCAUUAGAUGCACACAGUGUUUGUCCCAGCGAAGGACACGUAGCCCGACAGAAUCCCCUCAGUCUUCUGGGUCUGGUUUACGCUCCACCCCAAGCCCCAUUGAUCCUUGUGAGGAAUAUAACGACCGGAAUAAACUGAAUAUUAAAGGUCAACAUUGGACUUGCUCUGUUUGCACUUAUGAGAACUGUGCCAAAGCAAAAAAAUGUGUUGUGUGUGACCUCCCUACACCCAACAAUAUGGACGCUAUUGAGCUGGCUGAUGCCGAUGAAGCCUCCUCGAUUAUUAAUGAGCAAGAUCGCGCUCGUUGGAGAGGUGGCUGCAGCAGUAGUAACAGCCAAAGACGGUCCCCACCAACAUCCAAGCGAGAUUCGGAUAUGGAUUUUCAGAGAAUUGAGCUUGCCGGGGCAGUGGGAAGCAAGGAUGAGAUAGAGGUGGAUCUUAAAAAACUAAAGCAAAUAAAGAACCGAAUGAGGAAAACAGACUGGCUAUUCUUGAAUGCGUGUGUAGGUGUGGUGGAAGGAGAUCUCUCUGCAGUGGAAGCUUAUAAGACCUCAGGAGGAGAUAUCGCAAGACAGCUGUCAGCUGAUGAAGUUCGUCUCUUGAACCGUCCUUCAGCUUUUGAUGUGGGUUACACCCUGGUGCACUUGUCAAUUCGCUUUCAGAGGCAGGACAUGCUCGCUAUACUUCUGACAGAGGUUUCUCAGCAUGCUGCUAAAUGUAUCCCUGCCAUGAUUUGUCCAGAGCUUACUGAGCAAAUAAGAAGGGAGAUUGCGGCGUCUAUGCAUCAGAGGAAAGGGGACUUUGCCUGUUACUUUUUGACAGACCUGGUAACCUUCACGUUACCUGCAGAUAUUGAGGAUUUGCCUCCUACUGUUCAAGAGAAGCUUUUUGAUGAAGUUCUGGACCGAGAUGUGCAGAAAGAGUUAGAGGAGGAAUCUCCUAUUAUUAAUUGGUCUCUGGAGCUGGGCACCCGUCUGGACAGCAGACUUUAUGCACUUUGGAACCGCACGGCGGGAGACUGCUUGCUAGACUCAGUACUUCAAGCAACGUGGGGCAUCUAUGACAAAGACUCGGUGCUAAGAAAGGCUCUGCAUGACAGUCUUCAUGACUGCUCUCACUGGUUUUACAGCCGAUGGAAGGAGUGGGAGUCGUGGUACUCUCAGAGCUUUGGAUUACAUUUCUCUCUACGAGAGGAACAGUGGCAGGAAGACUGGGCUUUUAUUCUGUCAUUAGCAAGCCAGCCCGGAGCAAGCUUGGAACAAACGCACAUUUUUGUCCUUGCGCACAUACUAAGACGACCAAUCAUAGUGUAUGGAGUGAAAUAUUACAAGAGCUUUCGUGGGGAGACGCUGGGGUACACUCGCUUUCAAGGAGUGUACUUGCCUCUGCUGUGGGAGCAAAGUUUCUGCUGGAAAAGCCCCAUUGCUUUGGGCUAUACUCGGGGCCACUUCUCAGCUCUUGUAGCCAUGGAGAAUGAUGGCUAUGACAAUCGUGGGGCUGGUGCAAACCUAAACACAGACGAUGAUGUUACGGUUACCUUUCUGCCACUGGUGGACAGUGAACGUAAACUUCUGCAUAUUCAUUUUCUGUCUGCGCAAGAGCUCGGCAAUGAGGACCAGCAGGAAAAGCUCCUGCGAGAAUGGUUGGACUGUUGUGUUACAGAAGGUGGUGUGCUAGUAUCCAUGCAAAAGAGUUCCCGUCGUAGGAACCACCCAUUGGUGACUCAGAUGAUGGAAAAAUGGUUGGACGGCUAUCGCCAGAUACGCCCUUGCACAGCUUUGUCAGAUGGAGAGGAAGAUGAAGACGAUGAGGAUGAGUGAGAAUGUGCACGUAUAUAUUGGGAACAGCCUCAGCUGUGUGUUAAAACUGGGACCUGAGUUUAAGGGACCCUUCCUCAUCUGCCUGGGACCUACUGUGGGGAGUGAUGCUCCAACCCUCCCAAUCCUUGAGGAAGCAGCACCUGUAGCUCCAUCGAAAACAUCCUUUUUAUUAUCAAAGACUGAACAGUUUGUUGUUUUCCCCCCUCUCCCUUUUGGGCUGUAAAUCUUGGCGUAUAAUGCAUGUGUUCUGCAAUAGGGGAGGAAAAGAAACAUAGAUUACAAAAUCCCAUAACCAGCCCAUAAGUAUUGGGUUGUUCACUUCCUGCUUUUUUCCUAUUUCCUGACAAUUUUUUUUUCCUCCUUCCUCAGUGCUUAAACAAUAUGCCCUCCACAUACUACUUUAACCUUUAACCCUGUUAUUUACUAGAGACUAGGAUGGAGAAUAUAUAUUUAUAUUCACAAAACAAAGCCCUAAUGUCUUGAACAUUAACAGGGUUAAUAAUAAUAAUUUCAUCUUAGGAACCCAGGUGGCAAUACACACUUAAGAUUACCCCCUUUUUCUUCUCGCCUUAGUAGUGUUGGUCUCGGAUGUCAGACCAGAAUAAUGUAUAUUGGUUUUAGUUUACUUUCUAGCACCCUAUAUUGUAAAAUGAUUUGGUUUUCCCAUCCCAUGUAAGCUUUCUGCUUUCCAUAGUCACCUAAAGAGAUAUAUAUAUAUAUAUUUUUUUUUUUUUUUUCCUCCCCCAUAAUUUCAGGAAACUUUAUAUAUUUAUUUGACAUAAACACUCUAACUUCAACACCCUCACUUCUUUAAAUAUGCAGGAAUUAGGUUUAAAGCGAUUUGUGUGCAGUUUGCCAGCUUGGACUUGAUUGCGAAUGUGACACAAAUACAUAGUCUUGCUGUGAAACCACCUUCUUCUGCAAUGCUCUUUGUGUCGCGUUGCAUUUACUUCUCUGGAUAAAAUGUAUGUUAAAGGAAAAUACAGGAGGAUGGUGCAA